Opisthorchis viverrini is the source of this 1332-nucleotide messenger RNA. RefSeq lists its product as hypothetical. The transcript has 8 exons. The record is from RefSeq and is a predicted model, not a curated record. NCBI's taxonomy places the organism in Eukaryota, Metazoa, Platyhelminthes, Trematoda, Opisthorchiida, Opisthorchiidae. Gene Ontology annotation, molecular function: aspartic-type endopeptidase activity. Gene Ontology annotation, biological process: proteolysis. The coding region runs from base 1 to 1332 and encodes 443 amino acids.
AUGUGUCCUGUCUCGGGGUCCCCAUUCAAGGAGACGGCAAUAACCAGCGCAGCUGAGUUUGCUGGUAAUGGCAUUCACACUUCACUGCCAAACACCGCGUGGCUCGUUUCCACCCUUCGCAAAAGGAAGCCUUUAAAGAAUUCGGUCGACUGGCAUACGCAGCACGUGGCCAAACCACCUCAACCUGUGGAGUGUAAUCAAUUCAUCUAUCGUGGCGUCACUCUGAACGGCAUACCAAUGUCAUGCGACAAGAAUCAACUGGGCCUGAUAUCUUCAAGAAAACUGCCUUACACGGAGAGAAUUAGCUGUCAUAAAGGAAACAAUACGGAAAUGUUUGAGAACAAGAUAGACUUGAUUAAUGUGAACCCAGAAAACUCGGUGUAUUACGGUAUUGUUGGCAUCGGAUCUCCACCGCAAUAUUUCAAACUCGUUUUCGACACCGGUUCACCAGUCAUAUGGAUUUGCAAUGAAAAAAGGGGUGCAAAUCUCUUUAUGGUGGAAAAUUCGUACGAUACGGGCAAUUCAAGGACAUAUACCAACCGUCGUACAGAUUAUUACGCGCGCUACGGGAAUUACCUCGCAACUGGUCAUGUUGCCUCAGAUUACGUAAAACUGGGUCGCAGACCGUUUUUGACAGAUUUUGCUGUAGUGGAUACUAUACAGGGAUACGUAGACCAACUCUACAGGAUGGACGGGCUCUUUGGGCUUUCACCGAGCCAGCUAAACCCGAAGUUCAGCUCAACUGCGCUGGAUGAUAUGGUUUCGCAAGGAUUGAUUUCCCAACGUGUGUUUGCAUUCGUCUUUCCUCGGGGCGCAGCUAAAGGAACGGUAUUAUUUGGUGACGUUUCUAAAGAUAGCAUUCCAGGGACAGUGCACUAUGUUCCCUUGCACUCGGAGGCUCCGGACUACUGGAUGAUCUCGUUUCAAAGGCUUGCUUAUACGGAUGGCGUUACUUUACGCACUGGACUUCGUACCAUCUUGGACACUGGGACGUUCAGAUCGCAUCUACCAGGAUCUGUGUUAGAAAAUCUAUUUUCCAAGAUCACAGUCACACCACAACCAUAUGGUGACGCUGUUGACUGUGGUGCAAUCGGAACAAUGCCAGCAUUGGUUUUCCACUCUGAGCACUUUCAAGUUGCCUGGCACCCAUCUCAAUACGUUCAACAGAUUUCACCAGGAUGUUGCGUUUUAACGAUCCAGGCUGCGGCGUCAAGCCUUCCUGCUGUUGUGCUCCUGGGAAUGUCAUUCUUGCGCCAUUAUUCGACGGUAUUCGACGUGGACAAGAAACAAGUGGGAUUCGCCAAAACUGCGGAGAUGUCGGCUUCCGUCUGA